AUGUCCAGAAACCUUGCCAAUCCAUCCUGUGUGUUAUAUGCUGCGCGAAACCUUGUCAUUGAGGACCGCCCAGUCCCAGAAAUUACCGACCCUCACUACGUUAAAAUUGCCGUCAAAAAGACGGGGAUCUGUGGCUCCGACGUGCAUUACUACCAAAACGGCCGCAAUGGGCUCAAGGUGGUCAAGUCACCUAUGGUGCUUGGACAUGAGUCCUCCGGUGUGAUUGCCGAAAUUGGCUCCGAGGUCACCUCUGUGAAGGUGGGCGACCGUGUGGCCAUCGAGCCGGGCAUUCCGUCCCGUUACUCCGAUGCCUACAAGAGCGGUAACUACAACUUGUGCCCGUGCAUGGUCUUCGCAGCCUCCCCUCCAAACAAUGGAACCUUGGCCAGAUAUUUUAUGGUACCUGAUGACUUUGUGGUUAAGUUACCGGAUCACGUGUCUUUGGAAGAAGGUGCCAUCGUGGAGCCGUUAUCUGUCGCUGUGCACUCAUGCAGAUUGGCAAAUGUCACCUUUGGCGACAGAUGUGUGAUCUACGGUGCUGGUCCGGUCGGUUUGUUGAUUGCCGCGACGGCCAAAGCCUACGGAGCGACCGAAAUUAUGGUUGUGGACAUUUUUGAUGACAAGUUAGAGCUUGCGAAGCAGUUAGGCGCCACUCACACAUACAACUCAUCCGAGGAUAGAGGCGCUUCGGAGGAUGAUAACAGGACCUUCCAGUUGGCUGCUUUUGGCGGAAACGUUCCAAAUAUUGUCUUCGACGCCACCGGGGUCGAGGCGUGCAUCACUGCCGGGAUCAAUCUCAUCAAGGUUGGUGGGACCUUUAUGCAAGUAGGUGUCGGUAAGGUCAAGAUCGAGUUCCCAAUGGCUGCCGUGGGCAACAAGGAGCUUACGGUCAAGGGGGUCUACAGGUACUCACACGACGACUACCGCUUGGCGGUGAAGUUGGUGGGCGAAGGUAAGGUUGACGUGAAAAAGUUGGUCACCCACAGAUUCACGUUUGACCACGCCGUGGAAGCCUACGAGGUCGUUAGCCAGGGUAGAGCCGUCAAAUGUAUUAUUGACGGACCAGAAGAUGCCGAGUAG
Babjeviella inositovora NRRL Y-12698 is the source of this 1080-nucleotide messenger RNA. RefSeq names its product NAD(P)-dependent alcohol dehydrogenase. Bases 1 to 1080 code for a protein of 359 amino acids. Gene Ontology annotation, biological process: D-sorbitol catabolic process. The transcript has a single exon. Gene Ontology annotation, molecular function: zinc ion binding; L-iditol 2-dehydrogenase (NAD+) activity. Lineage: Eukaryota; Fungi; Ascomycota; Pichiomycetes; Serinales. The record is from RefSeq and is a predicted model, not a curated record.